Molecule: messenger RNA, 660 nt
Organism: Bufo bufo (common toad)
Lineage: Eukaryota; Metazoa; Chordata; Amphibia; Anura; Bufonidae
Product: histone H2A type 1
Exons: 1
Coding region: 260-652 (130 amino acids)
Cellular component (GO): nucleosome
Molecular function (GO): protein heterodimerization activity; DNA binding; structural constituent of chromatin
Source: RefSeq, a predicted model, not a curated record
AGCGGCUGGAUGGAUCCACAGAGCCGGGCACUCGGGGAUACACCGGUGCUAUGGGGGCGGCCGGCAAUUGGUGGAGAAAAGGGGGCGUGUCCUCACAAGCCUUUCCAGGUCAUCUGCUUCCUCAUUGGCUGCAGGAUUUGGCGCUGAAAACCGGAUUUGUAUUCAGCCAAUCACAGAGGAGUUCUCCCUGCGCCAUCCGGGUAUAAGAAGUGACGGGCGGAGCGGGGCUGUCAGUCUCAUCUGUACAGAGAAGAGGAAGAUGUCUGGACGCGGCAAACAAGGAGGCAAAGUCCGGGCUAAGGCCAAGACUCGCUCCUCCCGGGCAGGGCUCCAGUUCCCUGUCGGCCGAGUGCACAGGCUCCUCCGCAAAGGCAACUACGCCGAGAGGGUGGGCGCCGGCGCUCCCGUCUACUUGGCCGCUGUGCUCGAGUAUCUCACCGCCGAGAUCCUGGAGCUGGCCGGCAAUGCCGCCCGCGACAACAAGAAGACUCGCAUCAUCCCCCGCCACCUGCAGCUGGCCGUGCGCAACGACGAGGAGCUCAACAAGCUGCUGGGCGGUGUCACCAUCGCCCAGGGAGGCGUCCUGCCCAACAUCCAGGCCGUGCUGCUGCCCAAGAAGACCGAGAGCACCAAGUCGGCCAAGAGCAAGUGAGCCCGGCU